CGUAUGCUCACACCUACAGCUGGUCUGCAACGGAAAGAUGGCGUCAGUCACGAAUUAUAGCAGCUACAGCCAGGCUGGUGCACAGCAGUCGUACGGAGCGUACACUGCACCACCUUCUCAGGGCUAUGGACAAACUGCACAGCAGGGAUAUACUCAGCAGGAUUAUGCCUCAUAUGCUCAGCCCGCUGCAGCACCGGAGUCAACCUACAGUCAAGCAGCGCCUUCUGCUGGAGGAUAUGCACAACAGCAAUAUGCAUCCUCGUAUGGACAAGCUGCGGCAACGGCAGUGGCAGCAACACCACCAGCUGCUUAUGGAACACAGCAAUCAGGAACUUAUAGUCAGCCUGCACAGACUUACGGAGCAAGUAGCUACACUAACUCCACUGCAGCCCCUGCUGCCCAGGCCUCCUAUGGCUCUCAGCCUGGAUACACUGCCCAACCAGCCUAUUCUGGCUACAACCAGCAAGCUGCUGCCUCCGCUCCUCAGAGCUAUAGUGCAAGCAGCCAGCCCACCUAUAACCAGGGAACCUACUCCCAGCCUGGUGCUUACUCUCAGCCUCAGAGUGGGUACCAGGCUCAGCAGCCAGGCUACGGACAGCAGCAGCAGGGCAGCUAUGGGCAGGGACAGCCCCCUCAGCAGGGCCCACCUGCUUCUUACCCUCAGGGCAACAGCGCAUACGGACAGCCUCAGUACAGCCAGAGUGCACCACAGAACGAUUACAGCCAGUCAAGUCACUAUAAUAGCUACAGUCAGGGUGGAGGAUACCAAGGGUCACAACGGGGUGGCAGAGAUGGUUAUGAGCGUGGAGGCCCUCGGGGGCGUGGGGGGAUGGGCCGUGGAGGCAUGGGCAUCGCUGGAGACAGAGGGGGCUUCAAUAAGCCUGGUGGAUCCAUGAGGGGUGAAAUGGGAGAGCAGGAUGACUCUGAGAACAGCACCAUCUACAUCACAGGCCUCACAGAGAAUGCCAAUCUAGCAGAGAUGGCUGACUUCUUUAAGCACUCUGGAACCAUACGGAUAAACCGGCGUUUAAACCAACCAGCCAUAAACAUCUACACAGAUAAAGACUCCGGCAAGCCAAAGGGAGAUGCCACUCUGUCCUAUGAGGAACCUGCGUGUGCCAAAGCUGCUGUUGAAUACUUUGAUGGUAAGGAGUUCCAGGGCAGGAGGUUGAAGGUGUCAAUGGCUCGCCGGAAGCCCAUGAUGGGGGGUAUGAGAGGAAUGCCAAUGAGAGGUGGAAUGGACCGUGGAGGUAUGGGAAGAGGUGGAGAUAGAGGUGGUUUCCCACCUCGUGGGGGACCUCGAGGUGGAAUGGGCUGGGGUGGGCCUCAAGGAGGUAAUGCACAGGCGAGAGCUGGAGACUGGGAAUGCCCUAAACCUGGAUGUGGAAAUCAGAACUUUGCCUGGAGAAUGGAGUGUAACCAAUGUAAAGCUCCGAAACCCGAAGGCCUUGGAUCUCCACCCUUCCCUCCUGCAGGAGGUGAUCGUGGCAGGGGUGGUAUGGGAAUGAGAGGUGGUAGGGGAAUGGAUCGUGGGGGCAUGCGUGGAGGCUGGGGAGGAGAUCGUGGAGGCUUCAGAGGUGGCCGUGGUGGAAUGGACAGGGGCGGUUUCAGAGGUGGUAGCAGGGGUGGUCCUCCCAUGGACAGAGGGGCCAGGAGAGGCAUGGGACCUCCAGGCAAGGAUAUGAGGGAUCAUCGUCAGGAGCGCAGAGACAGACCUUACUGAGUAACUGCAUCAAGCAAAGAGGAAAUGCAUAAAAUAGAAGAAUGCUUUUAAAGUCCUUUUUAUUUAUGAUUCCAUAUUUAUAAAUGGCUUUCUUUUUGCUUGCUUUUUAUUUUACAGUACCACAUUAUGGUUUUAGUUUUUUUUUUUUUUUUUUUUUGUGUAUGCUAUUUUGGCUUUUCCCUUUUAAAAAAAAAAAAAAAUACAAAAAAUCUGUUCCCCUUUGUCACCAUUUUUGGGGGUCUGUCUAACCUGUGUCUGUUACUAUGUACUUUGAACUAUUUUUAAAAAGAAAAAUAAACUUUUUUUUCCACCA
This is a messenger RNA of Myxocyprinus asiaticus (Chinese sucker), 2036 nucleotides long. Its product is annotated as RNA-binding protein EWS-like. NCBI's taxonomy places the organism in Eukaryota, Metazoa, Chordata, Actinopteri, Cypriniformes, Catostomidae. Gene Ontology annotation, biological process: regulation of DNA-templated transcription. Gene Ontology annotation, cellular component: nucleus. Gene Ontology annotation, molecular function: RNA binding; transcription coregulator activity. The transcript is spliced from 16 exons. The record is from RefSeq and is a predicted model, not a curated record. The coding region runs from base 38 to 1723 and encodes 561 amino acids.